Molecule: messenger RNA, 1908 nt
Organism: Lathyrus oleraceus (garden pea)
Lineage: Eukaryota; Viridiplantae; Streptophyta; Magnoliopsida; Fabales; Fabaceae
Product: protein UNUSUAL FLORAL ORGANS
Exons: 1
Coding region: 390-1715 (441 amino acids)
Molecular function (GO): protein binding
Source: RefSeq, a predicted model, not a curated record
ACCCAUUUCAAUGCUUCUUUCUAACUCACGUCCUUUGUUCCAUUUCUGGUUAUGAAACCGAUCACACUUUGAUCUCUUCUUGCAUAUCCCUCCUCUCUCUCUCUCUCCAAUAUCUUUCUCCAAAUCCCACUGAAAAUGAGGAACAGAAUCUACCAUCUCUUCCCAGGUGAUUUUUAGCAUUCACCACCAACUAUCCUUCCAAAAACCACCUUUUUCACCUUCUUCCAACCCUACACUACAAACACUCCUUUCCCCUCUUAGGUGCUUCCCUAAUAGCGUCCUUUUCCACAAAUAUUUUCUUUCUCAAGUUACAAAACAUAACCAUAACCUUUCCUUUAUCUUUAAAGCCAACCCUAGCUAAAAAAAGAACCAUAUAUACAUAAAUAUUUAUGGAAGGUUUUCACCCAUCUAUGAAUAUGAGCAUGAGCAUGAACAUGAACCCUUCUUUUUCAUAUACUUUCCCUAUCACUGCUACUGCUUCUGGUGCUAUCACCAAUAUUACUACUACCACCACCACUUACAACACUACCAGUACUACUCCAUGGAUGAACAGCAGGAUAUGGAGUAAGCUUCCUCACAGACUACUUGAUCGCAUCAUUGCUUUCCUUCCUCCACCUGCUUUCUUCCGUGCUCGUGCUGUCUGCAAGAGAUUUUACUCUCUUCUCUUUUCCAACUCUUUCCUUGAAUUAUACCUUCAAGUUUCACCUCGUUUCCACUGGUUCAUAUUCUUCAAACAUAAAACCAGAUCAAAAACCCACAUCUACAAAAACAACACCAUCACUGAUAAUAAUUCCUUUGAAGGCUACAUCUUUGAUCCUAAUGAAGUGGCAUGGUACCGUAUUUCCUUCGCUUUAAUCCCUUCUGGUUUCUCACCAUCUUCUUCAUCUGCUGGUUUACUAUGCUGGGUUUCUGAUGAGUCCGGUCCAAAAACAAUGCUUCUCUCAAACCCGAUCCUCGGUUCCAUUACUCAGUUACCACCAACACUAAGACCAAGACUCUUCCCUUCAAUAGGUUUAACCAUUACUCCAUCUUCCAUAGAUGUUACUGCUGCAGGUGAUGACAUGAUAUCACCUUAUGCAGUCAAAAACCUAUCAUCUGAAAGCUUUCAUAUAGAUGCAAGUGGGUUUUACUCCAUUUGGGGAACAACCUCUUCAUUGCCAAGACUCUGUAGUCUUGAAUCAGGUAGAAUGGUUUAUUCACAAGGGAAAUUUUACUGCAUGAACUGUAGUCCUUUCAGUGUUUUAGCUUAUGAUAUAGCUACAAACACCUGGUUCAAAAUUCAAGCUCCUAUGAGGAGGUUUUUAAGGUCACCUAACUUGGUUGAAUGCAAAGGAAAGUUGUUGCUUGUUGCUGCUGUUGAGAAGAGUAAGCUGAAUGUUCCAAAGAGUUUGAGGGUCUGGAGUUUGCAAGGCUGUGGAAGUGUGUGGGUGGAAACUGAGAGAAUGCCACAACAACUUUAUGUUCAGUUUGCUGAUAUGGAAAAUGGGAAUGGAUUUGAGUGUGUUGGGAAUGGUGAGUUUAUUGUGAUAAUGAUUAAAGGGAGUGAUAAGGGUUUGGUGUAUGAUAUAGGAAGGAAGAGGUGGCAGUGGAUUCCACCAUGUCCUUAUGCUGGUUAUGAUGGGUUUGAGUUGCAUGGUUUUGCUUAUGAUCCUAGGUUGGCAACACCUGUUACUGCUCUACUUGAUCAGUUGGCAAUGCCUCUUCCGCAGUUUUAAUUCACAAAUGCUUCUGAAAUAGUAUAGGGGUUAUCAUAUGAAAGUAUAAUGUUUAAUUAAUGAUGGUAUGGAUGUGUAGUGAUUAAUAUGUAUUUGAAUGAAUGUCUCGUGUUGUGUAUUAGCAAUGAUCAGUUUAAUAACUUAAACUGUUAAUCUUGGUUGUUUUGAAUCUUAAUGCAAUAUGAUUUUAUAA